AUGUUUUCAGAUAAUUCACAUUGCCCUGACUGUGGGCAGCAGUGGUUCCCUAGUUUAGAACUAGGCCAUUGGUUGUACCAAACUGAACUGGUUGAGAAUGAAUGUUACCAAGUCUUCUUAGACCGUAUUAACAGAGCUGAUUAUUGCCCUGAGUGUUACCCUGAUAAUCCUGCUAAUAGAAGCCUUGUUCUUCCUUGGUCUUUCCCACUUGAGUGGGCUCCUCAAAAUCUUACCAGGUGGACCUUUGAAAAAGCUUGCCACCCAUUUCUUCUGGGUCCUCCACUGGUUAGAAAAAGAAUACAUGACUCUAGAGUUGCUGGUUUUAACCCUGCAUUACAGUUAAUCCUGACAAGGACAGACAAAACCUUAAACAAAAAACUUGGCCAAAGCAAGUAA
Molecule: messenger RNA, 396 nt
Organism: Rangifer tarandus platyrhynchus (Svalbard reindeer)
Lineage: Eukaryota; Metazoa; Chordata; Mammalia; Artiodactyla; Cervidae
Source: the annotation of a GenBank genome assembly